Molecule: messenger RNA, 1642 nt
Organism: Drosophila simulans
Lineage: Eukaryota; Metazoa; Arthropoda; Insecta; Diptera; Drosophilidae
Gene: IFT46
Product: intraflagellar transport protein 46
Exons: 2
Coding region: 325-1590 (421 amino acids)
Biological process (GO): intraciliary transport; cilium assembly
Cellular component (GO): centrosome; intraciliary transport particle B; motile cilium
Source: RefSeq, a predicted model, not a curated record
AGGACGACCACAUCGACAUCGACACCGGCAUUGGCCAAAGCAAUUGACAAGUUUCCAGCAGGUAAGCAAGUGAAAACAGCAAAAACGACGCGGAAAACGCUGAAAAGGAAGAAAACUCUGCUCUGGAGAUAGGAAACAAGGACGAGGACCCAGCACCUGCAAAAGGAGCGGAAAAUUGCGGGACAAGUGUUGUGCGAAUUUCGCGGAAAGCCAGGAAGUGGGCAGGAAAACGGUGAAAGGAAACUGAAUAGCUCGAGAGGACUCGCAGCUGGAGAGCUAUUUGAAUCUGAAUCUGAAUCCGGGUCCUCGCAGCUGGUCUUGGCCAUGAACUUCUACGACGAGGAGAUCACAAUCGGCGGACCCGACUCCAAGCACCUGAGCAGUGUUCAAAUGGAGUCCCGAAAUGGAGGAACAGGCGGUGGCAGAGGUGGUGCAGGCGGUGGUGGAGCAGGAGCAGUGGGCGGGGAGGGAGGUGCCACUGGAGCUGUACAAAGAGCAGCCGCGGGCAGGCACCGUCGAAUGCAGUUCCAAAACAACUCUACUGAUGACGAUGGUCUGCUGCAGGACAUCAUUGAUCACGAUGACGAGGCGGAGGACAGCGAGGAUGACGAUGACAGCGAGAUGCAGCUGCCACAGGGCAUGACCAUGGGCGUGGGAAUGACGGGCCUGGUGCCCGGGCCGAAAAUGCAAAAGCGGCCGGGAAGCAUCCGGAGUUCCAAGCAAGUACCGGAUGACACCCUGAGCUCGGGCAGCGAAGAGGCAGCAAUGGGUGGCGAAAUGGGAUCCGGAGGAGCCAGAGGCGGAGCCAAGCUACCACAUCACAAGCUAACGCUUCCCACGAGGGGAAGUGCUGGUGGAGCAGGAAGAUCCGAGCGGCAGGAUGAGCAAUCCUUUAUCAUGAGUCCCGAAAAAUGGGAGGAUCUGUCCGUGCCCGGAGAACUCAAGGAACUCUUUCCCUACAUCGUCAAAUACACCCCACAAACAAUCGAUACUCCGUUUCACCUGCAACCUUUCAUACCCGAGUUUGUGCCCGCUGUGGGCGAUGUGGAUGCCCUUCUGAAAGUCCAGGCUCCGCCACUUCUGCAGCCCCAACGCCAGAAGGAGCUGAACGAUCACUUGGGGAAAUUGGGCUUAUGGUUGCUCGAUGAGCCCUCUGGCGCUCAAAGUGAGCCCAGUCUGCUGAAUAUGAAACUUCGCUCGGUACUGAGUGGCAGCAUGGGGCGAAAUCCGCGUCAUGCCUCCUCCGCAUCUCUGGUUCCCACCGCCCGAUCGGGCAAGGAUAUAGAGAAGUGGAUCACUGAGGUGGAACAAGUGCAUAUGACUCAGUCAAUGUACGAUGCCCAGCCCAGAAAGGACAUAGAUGUCCUCCUGGAGGAUUGGCCGAGAUCCUUUGGCGAUGAGGAAACCAUUAAUGCCCUUGAUCAGGCCUACAGAUCCUGCCUACAGCAGAAUAUUUCAGUAGCGGGAUAUGUGGGUGUGCUUUGCGAGAGAUUCGGAGUGGAAGGACCUCUGGAGUCGCAGGCGGACUACAUCCACAAUGUCCAUACACUCUUUGCCCUCUACUUGGCCGCCAGUCAGGCGUGGGAAUAAUAGAGGUAUAUAAAUCAUAAAUCUUACAAAUGAUCAAGGAAAUCAAUACAAA